AGAGCUUGGACUCUCAGUUGACUCCUUGCUGUAUUUGGGACGUGGGUUGAGGAGACAGAGAGAAGUCAGGGCGCGUUGAAAGCUAUUUCACCCUCUCUCACGCACCCCCGUGAGUCGCUUCAUCGCCAGCACAAACGUGAGAUAAUACAGUAACUCCAGACUCCGUGAUCAGUCACCAAACAGGAAAAACAUGAAGAUGGGAAUUCAUGGGUCAUUGUUCAGUCGAUGGCAAGUGCUGGUGUGUUGGUUUCACCUCAGUGCCCUGGUAACCAGCCUUGCAGCUACCACAGGGCAGUUUUUCAGGGGGUCUAAUGUGGAGGUCGCCGAGAGGGGGUUAUGUCCCCAGAUUAAGAUUGGCCAAGAUGACUUACCAGGGUUUGAUAUCAUCUCACAGUUCCAUUUGGACGUGGCUUCCCCUCGGAGUGGGGUCCACAAGGUGCUGGGAUCCACACCUCUGCAGGUGGCUUACAGACUGGGCAAAGGAGGGCUCUUCCGAGUACCCACCAGAGUUGCGUAUCCGUACGGAUUACCCUUGGAAUAUUCCUUUGUCACCACCUUCCGCAUGAACGGCAGCACCAAGGAUAAAAACUGGAACAUUUGGCAAAUCAAGGACCCCCUUGGAAACGACCAGGUUGGGGUCCGGAUGAACGGUGGGAGCAGGUCGGUGGAGUUUUUUGCGGUGGGAGUGGAUGGUGCCCUCCAGACCAUUACCUUUUCUCCUGUGUCCACUCUUUAUGAUUCCCAGUGGCACAAGGUUUUGAUCAGUGUACAGGCCGACACCGUGACCCUCUUCAUUGACUGCGAGAGGCUAGAAACUCAAAGAAUCAAUCCCCGAGGGAUCAUCAACACUAAAGGAGAUACGUUUCUGGGGAAACUCAGCGAUAAUCCCACCGUGUCCGUACCGUUUGAUGUCCAAUGGAUGAUAAUUCACUGCGACCCCUACAGAGCCCAACGGGAAUCUUGUCCAGAACUUUCCAUCGGAAGAUCGACAAGUGUGUCUCUAUUGCAGGGUCCUCCUGGAGACCCGGGGCCAGUGGGUUCCCCUGGAGUGGCAGGAGUUCCGGGAGUGGACGGAAUCGGUGGAGAGCGAGGCGAGGACGGCAACCCCGGCCCACCGGGUCCUAAAGGUGAGCCGGGUCCACUUGGAUCGGACGGGUUAGUAGGAAUACCUGGAGCUGAUGGAGCAAUUGGAGAGAUUGGAUCACAGGGAUCCACUGGGCCUUCGGGAUCAAAGGGGGAGCCAGGGCUGCCUGGAAGCCCAGGACCUGCGGGUGAGGGAACCCCUGGAUCACCUGGCCUUGCUGGUGCAGCCGGUCUUCCUGGUGAAAUUGGUCGAGUUGGAUCUCUUGGCGAUCAAGGGCUGCCAGGACUACCGGGACCACCAGGCCCACCUGGACCCAGGGGGCUUCCUGGACUUCUCCACGGUGACAGCAGUGGUGACGUCCUGUGCUCCAGUUCAUGUCCUCCCAGCCUGCCCGGGUACACUGGUCUCCCUGGGAUGAAAGGACACAAAGGUGUAAAAGGUGAAGCCGGCGAACCAGGGAAACAAGGGCAUAAGGGUGAAGAAGGUGAACAGGGACCUCCUGGAGAGCAAGGUUUACAAGGCCUUCCAGGUACUCAAGGCCCAAGAGGAUUCACUGGAAUGGAAGGACCGAAGGGUGACAGAGGGAUACGGGGGCUUGAUGGGGUGCCAGGAGGCUUAGGUCCCAUUGGUCCAUUGGGAGAUGUUGGUCCUCGAGGUCCUCUGGGUGAACCCGGCCCUAAAGGCGAUUCUGGUCGGCCGGGCCCCAGAGGAAUUACAGGCUCUCCAGGGUCCAAAGGAGAACCGGGCUUGCCCGGCCUGGAUGCACGUGAUGGAAUCCCUGGGAUGCCUGGAUCAAAGGGCGAGUCUGGUAAGCCCGGUGCCCCAGGUGAAACAGGACUUCAGGGUUUGGCGGGUUUACCCGGUUCUCCAGGACUAAAGGGUGUUUUGGGUGCAAAGGGAGAUACGGGCGCUGUGGGCCUAAUCGGCCUCGCUGGGCCUCCAGGCAAACCUGGCGAGCAGGGACCUAUUGGUGACCUCGGGGAGCCUGGGCUUGUGGGCCCUCUGGGUGACGCUGGUGAAACAGGUUCCGUUGGCCCCCAUGGUCCCCCAGGCUCUUCUGGCUCCAAAGGUGAUGAUGGAUAUCCAGGUCUCCCCGGACCCGCAGGGCUGAUCGGCGAGAAAGGCGACAGGGGUUCUGUUGGUGAGACGGGACCUCAGGGCGAAAUAGGUUCCGCUGGUGGAGAGGGUAUUGAUGGCCGAAAGGGUGAGCCGGGUGUUCUAGGAGAGCCCGGCCCCAAGGGCAAACUUGGUAAAGCAGGGGAUCCUGGACUGAGAGGUAAAGAAGGAGUCCGGGGUCUGCCUGGCACCGAGGGUCCUCAGGGCUCUGCUGGAACCCGUGGUUUGCAAGGGGAGCGUGGAGUGACCGGGCUGCCCGGGAAGCAGGGCCCAGCGGGUAAAGAACCCACUGACCAGCACAUCAGGCAAGUUUGCAUGAGAGUAAUGCAAGAACAGUUGGCUCAGUUGGCUGCCAGUCUCCGGCGACCUGAGUCUGGUGUGAUGGGGAUGCCAGGGCGACCAGGGCCUCCUGGUGCUCCCGGACUGUCGGGAGAUAAUGGCUACCCCGGCCAUCCUGGACCUCGCGGCCUCACUGGCCUCAAAGGCCCACCUGGUAUCAUUGGGUACAAAGGGCUGAAAGGUGAACCUGGUGAAAAGGGCGACAAAGGGCUGGCAGGACGAGGGCCCAGAGGUUACCAGGGACAACACGGUCUAGGAGGUGAACCGGGCAAGCAUAGCUUUGGCAAAGAUGGGCGUGAUGGUGAGCGAGGUCCUCCAGGAAAGACUGGCCAGCCCGGAAUUCCGGGUCCUCCUGGCCGAGCCGGGCUCCCGGGAUAUUGUGACACCUGUGUGCAGGCUCUCAUAGCACCCCCACCUGAAAACAUCAAGGGACCUUGAAUCAUUAGCACCUCGACAUUGACUGCAACCUCCCCUCCUCCCCUCUCACCCGCCCCUCUCCUCUCCUCCUCCACCUUGCGGGGAGUGGGGAGCGAACGGGGAGAAGGGGAGUCGGCAGCCAGGUCCCAGACCAGACGAAGGGAAUGGACGAUCCAAGACAGCUUCACCUCCUGGGGGGGGGGGGGGAAAGACACUUCAACAGAAACAAAAUGAUCUCAACGCAAGGGGCUGAUGCUGGGGAGAAAAAAAACACUUGAUUGACGGUGCUCAGUGAUUACACUGUGUGUGUGUGUUGGGUAGGUAUGAAGGGUUGAAGAGGACCAAAGUUUGCGACGUUUCUUAACGCCAUUCCUUGUGUUAAUUAACCCCAAGUUAGGACACCUCACGGACUUUGCCCCUCCCCUCCCCCAUCUCUUCGUUUUGUUUCUUCCAUCGCUUCCUUGACAAGGAACAUAAGAACUUGCCAGACGAAAGACCAAGUCCCGCACAGUUCGCCUUCCACCAACCUGGCGCAGGUCGUGUCCCAAACUGUAUCCUGU
Molecule: messenger RNA, 3516 nt
Organism: Callorhinchus milii (elephant shark)
Lineage: Eukaryota; Metazoa; Chordata; Chondrichthyes; Chimaeriformes; Callorhinchidae
Gene: col9a1b
Product: collagen, type IX, alpha 1b
Exons: 38
Coding region: 191-2977 (928 amino acids)
Source: RefSeq, a predicted model, not a curated record